UUUCGCUGUAUUGCUCCCCAAGCAGGUCCGAUCCGCGUCGGAACUGGGAUAUAGGUGAGGAUGGACUUUUGGAGGUUUGCUUACAUAUCACUUGCCUGCAUCACGUUGGGACAUGAAGCUGCAGCAAACAUGAACUUUGACGUUCAUAUCGACAAACUGGAACGGGUCGGGGACACGGGAGAGUACUUCACGUACAACUACAGCUACGAGAAGAUCUCGGAGAUGAAGUUCAACAUGGGUGCGCAAGUCCAGCAGCUGAAGGAGCUGGAUGAUAGCUACACGGUAAAGGCGUUGGUAGCCCGGGCCGAUCUGGCAGAUGGCAGCGAGUUUGAGGUGAUGAUGGACCUCCAGAAGCCACUGUGCGAGUGGAUGCGUACCAUCUACAAGACGUACUUUUACGAGGAGCUGGCAAAGGUGAGCAACUUCCCCCAUUACGACACGUGUCCGCUGCCCGUGGCCAAUUACGUCAUGGAGAACUACGUGCUGGACACCGAACCGUACAGUGAGAUGAUGUCCGAGGGCCGAUGGAAGAUGGAGAUGAUGCUGAUGAAGGGCGAUAGCGUGUGUUCCGGCAUUUCGGUAUUGAACACGGUCAAGCCGAAGGAGUAGUGAAUGGAAUGCUUUCCGAUCUUUGAUUCGUUAAUUUACGUAUUGUAGUACAGUGGAUAUGCUUGGGGAUUUUAGUAUUAUAUUAUCGCAUUCAUUAUCCAUAUUAAAGAUUUAAUCGAUUGUAGUACAACAAAAA
Messenger RNA from Anopheles arabiensis, 745 nucleotides. RefSeq lists its product as uncharacterized. Bases 61 to 609 code for a protein of 182 amino acids. The record is from RefSeq and is a predicted model, not a curated record. The transcript is spliced from 2 exons. NCBI's taxonomy places the organism in Eukaryota, Metazoa, Arthropoda, Insecta, Diptera, Culicidae.